CCUUUACACCACUCGUCCCAUCAUAUCUGUCACAGAGUCCAGCAGAGUCCAGAGUUUGUGUGCACGCUGACAGGUGCCUCGAUCCAGUCCGGACAGACCACGGCUGGGGGUUCGGAGAGGACAGCCGGGCACGCCUGCUUCGGGACAGGAGGUGGUGGGUGGUGGUUGUGAUGCUGUAGGGGGGGACUGAUGGAUGUGUGACGUUGGCGAAUUGCAGCAAUUGUCAAACUGUACGUGAGGAGAGACCAGCCAUAACGCACUGGAUACAGCAGAUUUGAGGAGGGAGAGCAAGUGGAGGAAGGGGGUGGGGGGAUACGACAGAGGUAGGAAUAAAAAAACAUCAACAGGGAGUUGGAUGGAUGCAAGGGCACUGAGAGCUGGAGACCGGCUCUAGAAACAUCAAGGGUCCCAUCAAGAGGUCUGGUGUCUGCACCAAAUCAGCUUCAGGGAUGUAGUCGAAGCGGUUUAGAGCUCAGCCCAUCCGAGCUCGUCAUCAUGAAGAAACACUCCGCAAGGGUUGCCCCGCUGUCCGCCUGCAACAGUCCGGUGCUCACCCUCACCAAAGUGGAAGGAGAAGAUCGCGCCAGGGAGAAUGUGGUGGGCACCUCAGAUCCACAGUCAGCUGGCUGUGCAGCAGGAGCAGAGUCCGGCUCCAACAGACGGAGGCUCCACUGCUGCGUCAGAGUAACAACCGUACAGGUGCGUAAGGCCCUGUGGGGAGUCGCCAUGGUGAUGUGCGUGUGCUCGUCCUGGGCAGGGUCCACCCAGCUGGCCAAACUGACCUUCAAGCAGUUUGACGCCCCCUUCACCCUCACCUGGUUCGCCACCACCUGGAACUGCCUCUUCUUCCCUCUCUAUUACAUUGGCCACCUGUGCAAGAGUCCAGAGAGGCAGACACCCAGACAGAGAUUCAGGGAGUGCUGUAGAUUUUUCGGGGAUGACGGGCUGACACCCAAGGUGUUUUUCACCAAGGUAGCUCCUUUUGGCCUGCUGUGGAUCCUCACCAACUACCUGUACCUGCAGGCCCUCAGGAAGAUCAACACAACAGACGUGUCAGCGCUUUUCUGUUGUAACAAGGCCUUCGUCUUCCUGCUGUCUUGGAUUGUACUCAGAGACCGCUUCAUGGGGGUCAGGAUCGUAGCUGCUAUCUUGGCCAUAGCAGGCAUUGUAAUGAUGACCUACGCUGAUGGAUUCCACAGCCACUCAGUCAUUGGCAUUACUUUUGUGGUGGCCUCUGCUUCAAUGUCAGCACUCUACAAGGUGCUCUUCAAGAUGGUCCUGGGCAGUGCCAAAUUUGGAGAGGCUGCACUCUUUCUGAGCAUCGUCGGAAGCGCCAACUUUGUUUUCAUCAGCUUUGUGCCGUUCAUCUUGUAUUUUACACGUGUGGAGUACAUUGGCUCGCCUGAAGACAUCCCCUGGGCCUACCUCUGUGGGGUUGCUGCCCUGCUUUUUGCUUUCAACAUCCUGGUGAACUUUGGCAUUGCGAUAACAUACCCAACUUUAAUCUCGCUGGGCAUCGUCCUAAGUGUUCCUGUAAAUGCCAUGGUGGACCUCUACACAUGUGAAAUUCAUUUCAACACAGUGCGCCUCAUCGCUGUGUUCAUCAUCUGCCUGGGUUUCCUCAUGCUAUUGUUACCAGAGGACUGGGACCAGUGCAUCAUCCAGCUCAGCACAAAGCUGCGCAAACGUGAUGAGCCAGCAGAGGGCAGCGGAGAGGCAGGCGCGACCACAGGGCUCAACUGGAGAGGGAGAGCCAGGACCUCCAACAUGUCAACAUUUGCACAUUGACUCCGUGAAAUACUAUCAUUCAAACAGACGCAGACAGACACAAGGGAGGGAGACACACUAACACCUAGUGUCGAUGUUGGGACAUGUGAUCUGCCCUCACUUUUGCGCAGCUUCCCAAGUGAAUAAAAUAUUUUAGACUGCCCCCUGA
Molecule: messenger RNA, 1936 nt
Organism: Scatophagus argus
Lineage: Eukaryota; Metazoa; Chordata; Actinopteri; Scatophagidae
Gene: slc35f3b
Product: solute carrier family 35 member F3b
Exons: 7
Coding region: 496-1788 (430 amino acids)
Biological process (GO): transmembrane transport
Cellular component (GO): membrane
Molecular function (GO): transmembrane transporter activity
Source: RefSeq, a predicted model, not a curated record